Schistosoma mattheei is the source of this 1592-nucleotide messenger RNA. The record is from the annotation of a GenBank genome assembly. NCBI's taxonomy places the organism in Eukaryota, Metazoa, Platyhelminthes, Trematoda, Strigeidida, Schistosomatidae.
AUGACAUUAAAUUUUAAUGAAAUAUUAUUACGUGAUUCUGAAUUACUGAAAGUAUUAUCAACUUUAAAAGGGAUACCAAAAAAUAUGACAAUAUAUGAAUUAAUUCAUAUACGUAAAACAAUACCAAAUAUUGUUGAAAAUUGGAUUAAUUUUAUGAAUAAUGAACAACUUUUACAUGAUUAUGAAUAUGGUAAAAUAUCAAAAGAUGUUUAUCAUGAUUUACAAAAAUCAAUAGUAUUUCUUCGUAUAGUUCCAUGUGAAAUCAAUAUUAUUAAACAAUUAAAAUCUUGUUUUAUUAUUCAACCAUCAUUAAUGAAUUUAAAACAUAAAAUUCAUUUAGCCACCUUAUCAACAUAUAUACAUUCAUGGAUUAAUCCAAAUCAAUUAAUAUUAUAUGUUUAUCUUAUGAAUUCAAACCAUCAAAUCUAUGAACAUUUUUAUAUUCAUUUAAAUAAUAAAUUAAUAAAAACAAAUAUAGAAUAUUUAAAUAUUAAAUCAACUCAUCGUCAAGUGAUAUGGGAUAUUAGUUUAAUGAUUAAACAAUUACAAUAUUCUAAAUAUGAUUUAAUUGAUUCAAUAAUAAUGACAUUAAUUAAUAGAAAUGAUAUCAAUCAUAAUAUAGAUGAUAUUGAUUUGAAUUAUAUUGAUUUAUCAAAUGAAUUUCUAUGGAAAUCAAUGAUAAUCAAUAAAAAUGAUACAAUCAAUAAUAUACCAUUGAAUAAUCAAUAUGAAAUAGAACAAAAUUUGAAUGAAAAUAAUAAUAAUAAUAAUCUUAAUUUUAUAAAUGAUCAUGAUUAUGAUCUUAAUUUUACAAAUGAGAAUAAUAAUAAUGAUGAUGAUAUAAAUGAACAUAAUGAUCCAAUUAAGAAAUUCAAUAAUCAAUACGAAUCUAUAUUGAUUAAAAGAAAUAUAAUAAAAUCUAAUAAUAAUAAUAAUAAUAAUAUUGAUAAUAUAUUAAGUGAUAAUACACAAAUUAUAUUAGAAAUGAAAACAUUAAGCAUUAUACAAUUAGAAAAUCAAUAUUUAUUAAAAAAACGUUUAAUACAACGAUCAUUUUUAAUUGAAUCUACUAAAUCAUCAAUACAACAUAUAACACAAUCAUGUCCAAGUUUUUUAGAUAAAAAUAAAUAUGAAACAAAAUGUUGUUUAUUUCGUUAUACAUUAAAUAAAAUGCAAAUGGAUCAAAAUGAUAAAUUAAGAUUUAUUAUAUUUCCACAUCAUUUACCAAUAAAUAUGUGUCAUGGUAGAUGUAUUGGACUUUACAUGCCGACUGAUAAUGCUCACAGCAUUCUAAUGAAUCGUUAUUUUUCUGGACUGGGUUCUGUGGAACGAGAAGCUAUCUAUAAUUCAAUGCCAUGUUGUGCUGCCAAUGAAACAAUACCAUUUACAAUACUUUAUAAAGAUCAUAAAGAUCAACUGGUCACGGAAACUUUGCCUAAGGCUGUAAAAACAAAUUGUGCAUGCAGUUGAAUCAUAUUAAUACACAAAUAUGCACCGAAAUAAAACACAAAUUAUAUACAUACUACUGAAAAUUUAGUAGUAGGCAAUCAAUUGUUUUAAAAAUAAAAUAAAGCAAUAUUGUUAAAUUUCUA